This is a messenger RNA of Clunio marinus, 711 nucleotides long. Lineage: Eukaryota; Metazoa; Arthropoda; Insecta; Diptera; Chironomidae. The record is from the annotation of a GenBank genome assembly.
AUGUUUGGUGCGACAGUAAGCAAGAGCGAAGAAGAGAUGAAGGAAAAAAUUAUUCAUUAUACACGCAUAAUCGAGUUGGAAGGCAAUCGAUAUUCUAAUUUAUGUGCUCUAACAUACACGAAUAAACAUGCAAAUCGAACAAUAAUAAAGACAAAUACAAGAGAAGUAUCAAUUUCAAGAAGGACAGACAAAUGGAAGAAACAAUUUGAUGAUGAAAAGUUUUCAAUUUGCUGCUGGAAGUUUUGUUCAAGCAUGACGAACGGUAGGCAUCAAAUUACCCCCGAAGCAAAACAUGAGACUGUUUUGCAAAUCCUUGUCAAAUCACUGUUCAGAUUUAUUCCGAUCACGUUUUACGGCUGUGAAGUAACGAAUUUAUUGAGAUUCGCUCUUUUAUUGAUCUUGAGAAUGAUGCUGCAGAUUUCCUUACUCAACUUUAGUAAUUUGAUUGAUAUUGGAUAUGAUGAGAAAGGAAAAGCUUCUGUCUUUGACAAAGUUUCUCGUAUUCAACGACUAAAAAUGGCAAAAAAACUUUUUCAUUUGUGCAAAUUUUAUCCAUCAUUACCGUUUAUUGAGACGUUUAAGACCUUGCUUUGCUCGAUGCUAGAAGCUGUGAAAAAAGAUGCUGAUGAUGUUCAAGAAACUUCUACAUGGAUGAAAUGCGGAGAAAAAUUGUCGAAUUCAAUCAUAUCAGUCACAGAGAAUGCAGUGUAA